AUGUCGUCGCCUAUGAUGGGCAGCACUGGUUGUUCCGGAUCCUUCCCAGGAGCUGCGGCAGGGGCAGGAGCGUUUGCAGGUUUGGUGCAGAUUAUGAAAAUAUUAGAAAAAUCUUUUCACGCAGUACACUUUAUUCCCCAUGUCUCCUACCAACUGUUGAGAGCUCUUUCUGAUCCUUCUCUGCCUUCAUGAAUCGGAGAAGUAGCAGUCGAAGUUCCACCUCUAGCGGCAGUUCUCCCGGUUCUAGAGGGCCGUCGCCACGUGGCGCGCCACCUUUCGGUUUACCAUUCGGCAAAGUAGGCUCACCACCUGCAAGCGAUGCUGGUACAAGUGGAGGAGUCCAACAUCAACAGUUAUGAUUUAAUUAUUGCAUUUGACAACAUUCUGACUGUUGAGUACCUGUGGAGGCAACUAAUGUUGGAUUAUUUCUCCCCGUCUUCCGUGUUGUAUCUAGAAUCUUUGAUCUUUCUGUUUCUGACACUUACUCUUUUUACCCAAGUAAAGGGAACCCCCCCUAGUACGAUCACCUCUUAUUUCUUCUUUUCCACAUCUAAGUUGUUCCCUCCUUCUCGGUCCCGCUGGCGCUCAUCCUGCUCCUGGCGUUGUUGCACCUGGAGGUUUUGGAAGCAUACACAGUCCUUUGAGACUGAAAUCUCCACGUGAGUCCUGCGGCUCGAAUAUGUCGGAUGAGGAGCUUCUGACUCACGACAUUGAUGGUCUAGGUCUCGAUUUCAUUGCAACGAACGAUGAAGUGCCUCAACUGUUUGGCGGAGCAGCCUGGAACCUAAACUUGGCUACGCCGUCUGCGUCGGGGACGAUAACGGGCGGCGUCGGAGGGACGUUGGGGCUGCUGGGUCCGCCGCUCGCGGCUGGGGCGGGAGGUACAACUUAAACCAGAAUCUGACUUCAUUCGUCGAUAUGGAUACUACCUUUUCCUUUACUUCUUCACUACUGGCGUUAUUUCUCUAUAAAAGAACAAGCUUCAUAAUAUUACAUGCAGCGAGUGCAAAUCGACAACCCUAUUUCUAUCAGGUGGCUCAACGCUUGUUUCAAGCCCAAAGGGAAGUGAAGGACAAAGCCCAAGAGUAACUCCACCUGCUGGCCGAACGCAGUCAUCACCUAAGGCAGGCACUUGAGAGAUAGGUUACGCAGCCGGCUUUUCAGCUUCAACUGCAUGCGGCGUAAACGGUUGAUGGUGUUGCGGAUCGUCGUGCACCGUCUGCUUGAUCUGUUCACAACGGCAACAGGUCGAAGUGAAUACUUAGAUACGUUUUUUGAUAGAUGAAAAAAAAAGUAGUGAUGAUACUGUGGUCACGUUCACCGAUGUUCUAAUUCUGUGAACUCACAACUUAGUGAGAAGUCUAAGGCUGUUACUUGACGAAUGUUCUGUCCUGUUCCUGAUACAAGAAGUUUGAAAAUUCAAUAUAACAUAAACAUUAUUAUACUUAGUGUCUGAACAUAUAGCAUUCUCGGUAUGACUGUGACAGAUCUAUUUGGUUGGCUGUCAUACUCAUUCUGAAGAAUUACAUAUUAGACAUCUAUCAUACGUUUAAUCAAGUUGCAAAACCAAUCUGAAAUUUUACAUCCUGUUUCAACAGCUUACAACUUUUUGAUAGAGUCUUACAAGUGCUGCUAGAAGCCAACACUUGGUCGUUCGCACAUGGAUAUUCUAGUGCUGACCUCAUGCUACUUGAAAUUUUGAAAGUAAGUGAGAUCUGCCAGUUCCGAUG
Amoebophrya sp. A25 is the source of this 1730-nucleotide messenger RNA. Lineage: Eukaryota; Dinophyceae; Syndiniales; Amoebophryaceae. The record is from the annotation of a GenBank genome assembly.